AUGUAUUCUAAAGUUUAUGAUGCUGCUAUGCUGUCAGUUUUACCAUCUAAUAAACAAGCUCAAAAUGGUGAUACUACAGUCACAACCAAUAAACUGAUGAGUCAAGGAUCUGGUAAGAAAACACAAGAUACAUUCGCUUUACCAGCUGUUGUACCAACUAAACGAGGUGGGAAAGCAGGAGCAACUAAGAUGGUAUACUAUCCUAAACCAAUACCACCACCAGAAGUAUUACCUAUAACCAGGACUAGCAAAGAUAAGGAAUUUCCAAGAUACUCCAAUGCUUUCUCUUUACCUGGUGCAGACAUCCGAAGACCUGCUUCUCGUAUUGUGGACCAGAGAAAUUUAAUAGAUGAGACUAAGUUAGUUCUUUAUCGUGAGAAACCUAAACCAAAACGUGAAGGACCUAGUACAACUGAAAGACGAUUCCGUAGAAUGUUAGAAAGGGAUAGAACAUUGAGUAGCACAUCAUCAGAGAAGAAAUUAAGGAAAUCGUUCGUCAUGGCUAAAAAUCUGGCUCGAGUAGGAGGUGUGAGUGGUUGGCAAAUGAUGAAACAGAAAAAUAAAGGGAAAGAAUUUACUGGUCUCAGAUGGGAGCGAGUCAAAACAAUAGUACAUAGUAAUUUAUUAUCUGAAAGAGAUGAAGAGAGAAUAGAUGCUGCUAAGCAACUCGGUUUAUUACGUUGUGGUGAUACUAUGGUAUUUUAUGCAUUAAGAGAGCGAAUAGAGAAAGAUGACAAUGAGCGUGUGAGAUAUGAGGCAGCUAAAUCACUCAUUCUAAUUGGAUGUUGGGAUAAUGAAGUAUUACAAGUAGUUUUAAAGUUUCUAGUAACGGGUAAUACUGAAAUACGUCUGGAUUUGAUAGUUAAUAUGCAACAAGGCAAAAAUGUUCAAUAUGUAGACAAGUCUGUUGCUGCAUUUAAAGAGUUGGUGAAAGUUCUGAGUCAUUUUUGCUGUAAUCCUGACCCUGAUGACCCUACAUCAAUGGAAGCUGCUGUAUUAUUAGGAAAGCUCUGUGUAGCUGAUUCUAAUGCAAAAGGCAAAUUAUCUAAUGCUCUUUCAACUAGUGAUGACUCUCAUAUUAAGGCUAAGGCCUUAGAGAUAUUAGUUAAACAGUUAAAUUGCACUGAUUCUAAAGUUGUCCAAAAUAUAAAGGAGUUAUUACAGACAUCACCUGUUUCAAAACAUAGAGCUUUGGCCACAAAACUACUAAUAUCUUUAGGAGGAAAUCAUCCAUGUGUUGCACAUGAUUAUGAAGAUAUCUAUAAUUUAUUGGAGAGAAAAUUGUGGGAUGAGCCAAGUCAUGAAGUAAGAGUAUCAGCUGGUAAAGCUUUAACAGCAUUAGGGAUGUUUUCGAGAGCAUGUGAAUCUGUUGAAAAAAGGUUAGAGAACAGAGAUGAAGAAAUCAGAGCUGAAGCUGUUGUUUCUGUUGGAACUCUUGGUAUGAGGAGUGAAAAGUUGACCAGACUUCUACUGGAAAUGUUAGAAUUAGAUACAAGUGAAUAUGUUAGAAUUAUGAUUAUUCGAGCUUUUUCAACUUUGAAAUUAACAGAUAAACGUGUUGUUAGAUGUUUGAGAGAAAGAGAGAGAUUAGAUGGAGUUUUAGGAUUGGAGUCAAGAAAAGCAAUGAAGGUAUUACAAUUGAACAUCAAUGAAUCCAGUCCAAAACUAGCAGACAAGAGUCACCAACCUCUUGCUCAACAAAUUGCUGUUAGAUAGAAGGAAAAAUGAGCCAAUCUGCAGCGCAACAAAUGAAGCAAAAUGCCUUACUUUUCAAACUACGAUCAAACUUUGGAAGCAUUCAAUGCUUCAUUUUAAAGGUGCAUCACCAAAGACAAAUCUUUUUUUUCAAUGAUGUAUUUUAACCAACCCAGACCCCUUCAAUGCCUCAUUUUAAAGGGGAAUCACCAAAGACAAAUCUUUUUUUUUCAAUGCCUCAUUUUAAAGGUUUUAAAGGGACAUCACCAAAGAAGAAUCUUUUUUUUUCAAUGAUGUAUUUAAAGCAACCCAUGCCCCUUUCAAUGCCUUAUUUUAAAGGGACAUUCCACUUUUUUUAUGCAGGAGACAUAUUUUUCUACAAUUAGGUGUUAAUUUUACUUAAAUCUGUACAGUAGUUUUCUAACAGCAUCCAAAAAACAUCAACUUUAUAAGUUUAAGUAAACUUACAUAAUGUUUUAAAAUAUUUUUGGUGUUUAAAAAUUAACAGCUGUAUUGUUUUAGUUUCAGAUACAUUAAGGGACAUAUGUCUCUAGAUUUUGGUGUAUAAUUUUCACUAUUUUGAACAAAAAGAAAUUCCGACGUACACAAAAGGCAGAAUGCCCCUUUAACUUAUGCUUUGAUUUAUGGAACCUUUUUCUAUCUCAACAAAUUUACCACAAUUAUAUUGUAUUUUUAUACAUAGUAUAUUUGCCUUAUAUAUGCCUUUGUGUUUACUCUUAAUCAUUGAAUUUGAAACUUGAAGAGUUUUAGUGGCAAGUGAAGGAUGACAUCUUAUAAUAACUGAAAAUUAACUUGAUAUGUAUACCUCUAUAUGGCAUGAAUUUUCUACAUUACUCUUUUUUUAAUAAUCUGUGAUAAUGAUAUUUUUUUUUCUGAAUUAUUUAAUUGUAUACAAACUAAAUGUGUUUUUUAUUGUCUUUGGUUGUAAAAAAAAUGAUAAAGAUGUUAUCAAUGAU
Lottia gigantea (owl limpet) is the source of this 2672-nucleotide messenger RNA. RefSeq lists its product as hypothetical. The record is from RefSeq and is a predicted model, not a curated record. The coding region runs from base 1 to 1716 and encodes 571 amino acids. The transcript is spliced from 16 exons. NCBI's taxonomy places the organism in Eukaryota, Metazoa, Mollusca, Gastropoda, Lottiidae.